CCCUCCUCGUAGAAGAAACUUGGAGGAUGAAGAAAACAUGUAUGGCAAGCUCAAGUUCAACAUGCCCAAGUUCAAAGGUGAAGACGACGCCGAAGCUUACCUCUCAUGGGCACUCAAGGUGGACAAGAUCUUCCGCAUCCACAACUACUCCGGUGCCAAGAAAGUGGCUAUGGCAUCACUCGAGUUUGAAGACUACGCCAACACUUGGUGGGAGCAAGUCCUCACUCUUCGCGAAGAAAAGGGUGAACCUCCAAUUGACACUUGGGAAGAUAUGAAGAAGGAGAUGCAUGCUCGUUUUGUCCCCGCACACUACAUGACCGACCUCUUCAACAAGCUCCAAAAGUUGAAGCAAGGCACCAAGACCGUUGAGGAGUUCUACAAGGAGAUGGAGCUCACUAUGAUGCGAGCCAACAUCCAA
This is a messenger RNA of Lolium perenne, 418 nucleotides long. NCBI's taxonomy places the organism in Eukaryota, Viridiplantae, Streptophyta, Magnoliopsida, Poales, Poaceae. The record is from RefSeq and is a predicted model, not a curated record.